Messenger RNA from Arachis duranensis, 1487 nucleotides. RefSeq lists its product as uncharacterized. Lineage: Eukaryota; Viridiplantae; Streptophyta; Magnoliopsida; Fabales; Fabaceae. Gene Ontology annotation, cellular component: membrane. The record is from RefSeq and is a predicted model, not a curated record. The transcript has a single exon. The coding region runs from base 582 to 1487 and encodes 301 amino acids.
UCUCCUCAUUUCUUACAUUCUUCCACAUAUGCCUCUGAUUUAUAGGAACAAAAGAGUUUGAAGAGUUCAGCAGAAAGAAGAAGCUUUUUAGUUUUAACAUCACAACCAUCAUUCCUUUUUGCUUUUUUGGAAAACCUUAUCAAUCAUUUGGUAUAAGGUGGUAUAAGCUUACCUUCCCAACCAAACCCAUGAUUAAAGUUUGUAACUUUUUCAUUGUAUCAAUCAUAUACUAGGAAUAUCUUAUUGUGGGUUUCUCUUAUAAGAAGAAACUCAUUAGGAAGAUUGAAGAAUAGAAAUAAAGGUAAGUAUUUCAAAGAGAUUUCUUCUACCUUCUUCUCUUAAGUAGACUUUUUUUUUUUGUGAAGGAGUUUUUCCUAGAGUUUUUUGGUGUGAAAUUUUCCUUCUAUCACACUAAUGAGUAUUGAAAAUAGUGCAUCAUCAUAGAAGAAGCUUCAAUGGGUUGUGUUCAUCCAUGGUUUUCAUUUUCCAUGAAAGAAGAAGCUAUUGUUCAAGGACUCAACAUUGUUAGAGGCAGAACAAGAGUUCUUCUAGGAUAACAUUUUUUCUUUUGUUCUUUUUUCAUGGGGAUCCUCCAUAAAUGGUGGCAAGUUACAUGGUUGAUUAUCAAUGUUUCUUUCUUGUUCUUAUCAUCAUCUUUUGUUAGAGGCUCAAAUAUUACUGAUAGGCUUGAAUCGUUAGAUGACUUGCUCUGCAAGCAAGCCGUGAACGAUACGAAAGGGAAGUCUAUAAAAACAGCCAUCGUCUACGAAAUUUCGAUCCCUUCCAACUUGACAGGAAUGAAGAUCUCAGCCGUGAGAUUGCGUGCCGUUUCGUUCUGGUAUCGAGGAUUGAAUCAUAGCUUCCUUAGUCUUCCGCCUAAGGUGGUGGCACAACCUAGUAUGAAGAGAAUUGCAAUACUAUAUGAAAACUUAGGCAAAUGGUCAAAUCUUUAUUUCAAUGUAUCAAAUUACACAAUGAUUGCUCCAAUUCUUGGUUUCAUUGCUUAUAGUUCUUCAGAAAAAGAAUUGUUAGAUUGUCAAAAGAUCAAAAUUGACACUCAAGGAGGCAACAUUACUAUCCGGUUUCGAAACGUUUCGUCACACCCGAAAAACGUUACACCACUUUGUGCCAAGAUUGGUGACAAUGGCACGGUUGAAUUUAGCAACAUGACCAAGCCAUAUUUUUGUGAAGCAAAAAGCCAAGGACAUUACACGCUUGUGAUUCCAUCUUCAUCAGCAAAAGAAUCUUCUAAAUUGUGGUGGGUGUUAGGGUUUGUAAUAGGUGUUGUUGUGUUGAUUUUAUUGGCUUUGAUCUUAGUAGCUAUAAAGAUUAUUAAGAGGAGAAAAAUAAAGGAAAUGGAGAAAGUUUCAGAAGUUGAAGAAGCUUUUGAUACAUUCUGGAUUGGUGACACAAAAUUGCCAUCAGCUAGCAUGAUUAGAACUCAACCAUCUCUUGAGAAUGAGUAUCAUUAUCGUGGUGGUAAUUAA